CGGCUGGUGGAGAACAGGGAGAUGAACCUGCAGGAGCGGCUCCGGCUUUAAAGCGGCUCGUCAGGGAGAGGAGACGCACACACACGCGCGCGCACACACACCCGCGGCGGAACCGUCUCUCCGCAGCUCCGAAGGUGAAGUGGGCUGGAGGGGCUGAAUUUGUGUUGGGCUCCAAGGCAAUCUCCAGAGGGACCUCCAUGCAGUUCAAUGGGAUUUUAAAGGGCUGACUGCUCAGGAAUUGCUCACCCCUGCUGAUUGUGAGUCAGAUCGCCGUCCCUCCCUCCCACAGGCCAACCCAGAACCCCCCCCCCAAAUCGUUGACAGCCACUGGAGUGAAGCCCCCCCACACACCCCCCCCUCCUGACACAACCUGAGCAAACCCAGAGAGAGGAGGGGACAGAGAAGGAGAGAGGAGCCCCCCGACUCAACCGGCGGCAGAACUGAUCGGCCCCAGAGAGAGGAGGCGGACAGAAGGAGCAUAGCAGGAAUCGCGGGGGACUGUGAAGAGCUGCGCUUUGAAGAGGGAGGAAGGGUAGUCGCCAUGGACGCGGGCCCCGUGACACCGGAGGAGAAGGGACCGUCGGAGGGGCAGACGGCGUGCUCCGCCAUGUGCGCGGCCGGGUCGCCCGAGGGGGAGACGGUGUGCGCGGCGCUGGCCCGCUAUGAGGCCACGCUGCACGACGCUGUGCGUGAGAUCCGCGCGGACGUCAGCGCCUUCAAGACGGGCGUGGAGCGGCGGCUGGAGGAGGCGGCCCGGCUGACGGGGCCCCUGGGCCGGGCCGUGGCCCAGCUGCAGCAGGAGAACCGGCAGCUCCGGGGCCAGCUGGAGGCGCUGACCCGCCAGCUGGAGGCUCUCACGGGGACGGUGUGUGACAGGAGUGCCCUGAUGGCCAACAGCCACCCGCCCGACCUGCCUCUGACCCCGGCCAGCGCCGGCCAGCCGUCCCCGCAGCCCACGGCCCACCCGGCUCUGCACUCUCCCUCCUCCCCCCCCGGGGCCGCCGCCCCCGGCGCCGGCGGCCCGGCCGGGCCUUCCCCCGGGCCCGGGUCCGGAUCCACUCACUCCUCUGCAGCCACUCGCUUCUCCAGCCGAGCCACUUUCUCUGUGUUCAACAAAACCAACAGUGUGGAGAAGGAGGAGCCUAUCGAGGUAGACCCGCCCCAAACUGCUGCAGUGCUGGAGAAUGGGCACCAAUCAGCAUCAGAGAACUCUGUGGUGCCGCAAGAGGUGCGGUUGCCUCACAGAGAGCCUCCACAGGAGCAUGCCGCCCCCACAUCUAUGGUGAGGCCACACCUGCCCAUCACUGCCACAACCAAAGCUGCCGAAUCCUCUGCCGCCUCGUUAGCUAGGACCCCAGAGUCGCCGACCAGUCCUGUACGCAGCCAGUCCUCUGUUCUGACGGAAGCGCAGCCAGCUAGCCAAUCAGUAGGGGGCGCUCUGCCUCACACGGCAGCAGAAUCUACCAUUCAACCAGCCUCUGCAGUGAAGACUUGGACUCCUGCUCCGAUGAGGACAAUGGGAUCCCCUCGAAUGCCAGAUAAGGCCUCCUCUUUGCCUUCCAAGUCAGUGACUUACUCAGGCAUCGGUCCAGCCGGCGCAGACAGGGACGUGGACGUGGGGGGGCAGCUGUCCUUCGGGAGGGGCGUGGAGCGCAGGCGGGAGCUGGUGAGGUCACAGACGCUGCCCCGCACCAUGGGGGCGCAGGCGAGACGCUCCCUCUUUGAGAGGCUGGACUCUGACCCCAACAAGCCCAAAACCCUGGACUCCAAACCCAAACUGAAACGCUCUCAGAGUUUCGGCGUGUCCAGUGCCAGCAGCAUUAAGCAGAUCCUACUGGAGUGGUGUCGCUCCAAAACCAUCGGAUACCAGAACAUCGACAUCCAGAACUUCUCCUCCAGCUGGAGCGAUGGGAUGGCCUUCUGCGCCCUGGUCCACUCCUUCUUCCCCACUGAGUUUGACUACAACGCGCUGACGCCUUCCGACCCCAAACACAACUUCGAGGUGGCCUUCGGCACGGCGGAGACAAAGGCAGGCUGCGACCGGCUCAUUGAGGUGGAAGACAUGAUGGUGAUGGGCCGCAAACCUGAUCCCAUGUGUGUCUUCACCUACGUCCAGUCCCUCUACAACCACCUGCGCAGGUUCGAGUGAGGACGACACCCCCUCCUCCUCCUCCUCGCAAAUCCGCCCCUGUCCGCUCAGGGACAGAAACACUAUGGAAGAGACCACCAUACCCUCAGAAUGGUGGACCGGCCUUAACCCUACCCCUGCGACCUGGAGCGACCGUGUGCCUUGAGGAUGGAAGAAAUCUAAAUCCCACUGCCCGGGGUUAGCCUUCACCGCGGGCUGACCUAGGGCAGAGGACGACCACUCAAACUCUACCGCUGACGCCCAUCUCAGUUACUCUCCAACCAGCCCCGUCUCCGUCACUUUCUCCCUCUCCGUUCCCUGCUCCUCGGAUCACACUGGCAGAAGCUGAGGAGGAGAAGAGGCUGUGAACUCACCAGACCUGUUUGUUUGCUGGUGGCUUAUUGAAGCGCCAGAUGCCUUGGCCCACAGUGAAAACAUCUGCCUCUGGGACAGUGAGACCCACAGAAGAAAAUCCUUCAGGCCUGAAGCAUUUGAUCACAGUGUAGAAAUACUUGCCUUGUCUCACUGCCAGUGUUUUAGAGCUACGACGGGCAGAUACACUGACGCUCAAAAACUGACUCGAUCAAACGGGGAAAAAAACAUCCAUUGACUGCACUGCCAAGAAGGUCACAUAUUUAAUCACGCUCAACAUUAUUUUUUGUGAACAGAAAAGGUGAUUUCAUGCCACCUCAGGGAGCUGGAGACUGUAACUAAAGGCACAGGUUUGGAGAGAGCUUGGAAGGGCCUGGGCUUCACUCUUUCAUCUUUGUUUUUUUUUUUUUUUGGAAUGUUUGACUUGUGUUUGACUUUAUUGCUGUUAACGGGCGAUUUGUUGUUAUACUGCACUGUAGUUUGUUAAAGUGUUCCCCGCGUAAACCUCACCAAAGUGCCUGUGUGCCCUCACACUGUGGUCUGAGAGACUGCAGACAUGCUAGUGAGACGACCUGACAAUACUUUGCUGAAGCAACAGGGUCUCUGUAAAGGCAGUUUCUUAUGAAUGUUCAUGUGUAGGCCUACUGGGAAUUUGUAGCCUAAAAUUCUUGUAGCUGCAAACUGUUCAGAACAAAAAUAUGGCCAAGGUCAGCCUCCCCAUGAAUAUGUGAGUAUAGCAGAAGAUAGGAUGACCAUACGUCCUCUUUUUCCCGGACAUGUCCUCGUUUUGGGACCCAAAACAUGCGUCUCCAAACGAGGACGUGUCUGGGAAAAAGAGGACGUAUGGUCACCCUCGCGAAAGACAUCAACCUCCACUGUGACUCUUGAAAGAACUAGAAAGAAAAAAGAGUGCUGGGUCUUAUUACAGA
Molecule: messenger RNA, 3429 nt
Organism: Megalops cyprinoides (Indo-Pacific tarpon)
Lineage: Eukaryota; Metazoa; Chordata; Actinopteri; Elopiformes; Megalopidae
Gene: smtnl2
Product: smoothelin, like
Exons: 10
Coding region: 542-2149 (535 amino acids)
Biological process (GO): actin cytoskeleton organization
Cellular component (GO): filamentous actin; microtubule organizing center
Molecular function (GO): protein binding
Source: RefSeq, a predicted model, not a curated record